Messenger RNA from Vigna radiata var. radiata (mung bean), 885 nucleotides. RefSeq lists its product as uncharacterized. The record is from RefSeq and is a predicted model, not a curated record. NCBI's taxonomy places the organism in Eukaryota, Viridiplantae, Streptophyta, Magnoliopsida, Fabales, Fabaceae. The transcript has a single exon. The annotation marks the transcript as partial.
AUGCAACUGCGAGUGAAGGGUCCGAACGGCUCAAUCCGAGCACGAGGCCUACUCGAUUCGGGAGCUAUGACUACCAUCCUCACCAAUAAGUGUGCGGAUGCGAUAGGCGUGACACGCCGUCCUGGAACCAGUCACAUUGAAGGAAUCGACGGCAUGCGCGGUAGCACUUGCGCUGAAGCAGUAGUCACUCUGACAUCUCCGAGUCACCAGGUGAUUAGCAAGAAUCACACGGUGUUAUUGAUCGACUCUAUCACCACUAACGUACCACCCGUACCCAUCUCAACCGCCGUUAGGCGCCGACUGGCUGAUCUCCCUCUUGCCGACCCCGACUUCGAUCGCCCAGGUCCUAUCGACAUUUUGAUUGGGGCAGAUCUUUACGCCAGGAUUGUUACCGGACCCGCGACCUCUCUAGGUCCUUCUAUGCCAUCAGCUUUUGAGACAAAUGGCUAUGGCUACAUCAUCUUAGGUGCCGCUCCUUCCCAGACGGCUACCCUUGCUGCGCUCACCACCGGGACUGAUGAGCCAGUAUCCGAAGUGCACAAGACCAUCCAAAGGUUUUGGCAGCUUGAAGAAGUUCGACCCCCGAAUAUCGAGCCCACUCCUGAGGACCCGGCAGAACUUCUUUUUCAGCAGACUACACGACGCGACGCGUCCGGUCGCUUCUAUGUACGGCUUCCUUUUGCCCGCUCCCCUGACGCCCUGGGCAAUUCUCGCGAUCAGGCUUUGCAGCGUUUCAGGGCUCUGGAACGAAGAUUCCGGUCUGAUCCAAAUCACCGUGACCUCUACGUCAAGUUCAUGGAGCAAUACGAAGCUGACGGCUUCAUGAGUCCAGCUCCUCCGGACGCUCUCAUCAACCCNCACUACUUCUUGCCACAUCAUGGCGUG